Ananas comosus (pineapple) is the source of this 899-nucleotide messenger RNA. Its product is annotated as dirigent protein 7-like. The transcript is spliced from 2 exons. Bases 114 to 719 code for a protein of 201 amino acids. NCBI's taxonomy places the organism in Eukaryota, Viridiplantae, Streptophyta, Magnoliopsida, Poales, Bromeliaceae. The record is from RefSeq and is a predicted model, not a curated record.
UUUUGAUCUUAGAAUCCUAAGAAGACCACUUCCUUAUACUUUUGAUAACAUAAUAUCUGUGCACUAUAUAUAUAAAGUUCCCACUUGGUAGUGCAAUAAUCAAAUUAAAGAACAUGGGUAACCAAUCACACUUCCCAGUUUUUCUCCUCCUCUCUCUCUCCUUAACCAUUUGCUCUUUUCACAGUGCAUUUGCUUCUUCCUCCCCACACCACCACAAACAUGAUCACCACUUUAACAAAACCAUGAGGUCUCUCCACUUCUCCCUCUACCAACAUGAGACCAUCAACAAGACCGGAUUCAUCGUCGUCGACGGCAUCGCCGGGGCCGGCGUCACGCAGACGACCACCCCCUUCGGGACCAUCUUCGUCUUCCGCGACAACCUGACGGCGUCUGCUGAACCCUCGGCUUCUGCUUCUGCUGUGGCGGGCGUCGCGGAGGGGGCCUCGAUCACGUCGAGCUUCGACGGCCUCCGCAGCUUGUCACUGGCGAAGAUCACGCUGAAGAUCGACGGGUACAAAGGAUCGAUUUCGAUACUUGGCGGGACCCACAACACGAAGCCGUCAGACUAUCCAGUGGCCGGCGGCACGGGGGACUUUCUCUUCGUCCAGGGUUACAUUCGGUCGUCGCCGGUCGACCUGAACGGACCGACGGUGGUGUACAAGAUCGAUUUCUUUCUAUACUGGCCUCCAUAUGCUACCGCCGUCCAUGUUUCACAUUAGUAACUUUAUUUUUACUUGAACACAGAUCAAAUUUAUUGAACCCGAUCAAAUUUGAUGUUCUCCGCAUUGGAAUAUUUAGCUACAUACUUAGUAUGGUUUUCAGUAACUUACUUUUGCUGUAAGUCGUAGUGUUGUUUGGAGAAGAUUUAUCUGAUGAGAAGAAAUAUUAUGUUGAAUUUC